Cladocopium goreaui is the source of this 3659-nucleotide messenger RNA. The record is from the annotation of a GenBank genome assembly. Lineage: Eukaryota; Dinophyceae; Suessiales; Symbiodiniaceae.
UUCCAGUGCAUGAAACAUGGAUUUCCCCCCUGGUUUUUCCACCGACCCAUCCUUUCCAUCCCCAGGAUGGUCUCGGCCUGGGCGACGGCAUGAUCUCCCAAGCGGUGGAUGUGCUGCCCACGGCCACACCCGCCUCGCCCGCACCUAGCCCCCCUGCAGCGACUCCCACAUCGAAUAUCUUCACAGCAGGGCCACGCAUUUCCAGCACCGCGACGAUGACGGACGUGUGGGUGGCCUUCUCAGCUCAAGCAUCCGGAGCAGGUGAAUUAUACCUUCUGACCAACUCAGCGCCGGCCUAUGCGGACAUUGCUACUUUGCGAACGGCUCCUGCAGCCGAAGUCAUGUGCAGCUCGAGCAUCGUGGUAGCGAUGGACGAACAAAGUCACCAGCUGACUGGAUGCGCGCUCACUCACAGCACCGAUUACAAGAUGUACGUCUACGUGGGAGAUUCAAGCCCUACCGAUGUAGAUGGCACCCUGUCGGCCCUCACCGUCACCGUGGCGCCGGGCACAUCGAACUAUUUCUUGGAGGUGCCUGCACUGGACGCCAUGUCCCUCAGCACCACCUCCUUCGAUGUCGCCUUUGCUGCGGCCAAUGUGGGGCUGGCCUACGUCAUUGCGCUGCCGCUCAACGAGGCGUCGUCUGCAGAUAUGGUGACAGUGACCAGUGGCAGCAGCGCUAUCUGUUCUUUGGCCAGUGCCAGCAUCAGUGGAACGUCUUCGCAGACCUACAGUGUGACUGGCUGCAGCUUCCAAGCCGGUACAGAUUAUGCAGUGCUGGUCUACAUCGCCAACGCGGCGGGUGGUUUCGAUGGCACCCUGUCAGCUGCAGUGCCUCUGACCAUUCAGCCCUCGAACCAGUUCUCCACGUUGCCGUACUUGUCGGAGGUGCCAUCGACCAGCACCGUGAAGACCAAAUUUAAGGGCACAGUGGCCACAGGAAAGGCCUGGGCAUGUGUUGUGAGCAUUGAAAACUCCACCAUGGUCUCAGUGACCGACGUCAAAUCCGGCUGCGACACCGGCUGUCAGUCUGGAGAGGUGACCUUGACGAACAGCGUGGAGCUGGACGUGACCAUGUCCGGCUGCAUGUUGGAGGUUGGUGUUGCAACCCGAUUGGUGGCCUAUACGGAGGCCAAUGGCUAUGCCAACGAUGGCUACUUCGCGCUGAAUUUGCCAUUGACGGUGCCAGCAUCCAAUUCCUUCGUUGCACCAGCGAUGAUUUCCAGCAGCAUCACGCCCUAUGGCUUCAACGUGCAAUAUGAGGUGGCCAAGUUGACGGGCAAGGUCUGGGGACGUGUGAUCCAAGCGUCUCAGAGCUCACUGGCCAGCAUUGAGAUGGUGCGCAACGACAAUCCAGCGAUUGCAAUUGGAGGUGUUGACUGUGCCGAGACUGGUGAAACAGUGGCGCGUGGUACCCACACCAUGAUGUUCGAAUCGUGUAACCUCACAAAGGGCGAAAGCUAUGAGGUCUAUCUCUACACGGAGGAUAGCAACGGCAACCAGGAUGGUGCUUUGAGUCAGGCGAUCCCCUUCAGCGUGCCGGCCUCUAACUACUUGGCCACACCCUUGAGGUUGACAAACACACCCACUGUUAGCGAUGUGUCCUUCUCCUUUGCGGCGGGCGUGGCCAUUGGAAGGGCAUGGGCCCAAAUCAUCUUGACCUCGAAUUUGCCAAUGGCCACAGCAGCCAACAUCAAGGCGGCGACCUACGCGGUGGGCGAUGCGGUGAACUGCCGACAGGUCGAUGUGAACGUUGGAACCUCCAUGCUCUACUGGAGCUUGUCAGGAUGCAGUCUUUUGGCUGCAGUGCAAUACAGCACAGUGCUGUAUGUAGAAGACAUGGCAGGGCUGAAUGAUGGCACAGUCUACAACAUCUUGACAGUGGUCCCAGCAACCACCAGCAACUACUUCAUUGAAGUUCCGACACCUGUUUCGGCCAUCGCUGCAGAUGGAGUCACCUUGGCAUACACAGCCUAUGCUGCUGCUGGUCGUGCUUGGGCCAUGAUUCUGGAGGUAGCCACCUCGAGUCCAACCACCAGCAAAGAGGUGAAGUUGGGGCAAUACUCCGUGGGUGGACCUGGCUGCAAGCCUUCUGAGAUGAUCAUCGACAACUCCAGGCAGUCUCUGCAGCUCACAGACUGCAGUCUCAUUCCAGGUCAGAGCUACAACGUGAUCGUCUACAUCGAAGAAGUCGUCGGAGAUGUGGAGGGUGUUUGGUCUUCCGUGGAGAUCACCGUGCCACUGACUGCAGCAGUGGAGGAUCCAUUGGCCAGAAGCUACUCCGAUUUGACCGUGCAGCCUGGGCAAGACUACGUCUACCACGUGAGGGCGGUGAACUUCAUUGGUGUUGGGCAACCAUCUCCAGCAUCAGCUUCCAUCCGAGCAGGAAAUGUGCCAGCGGCACCUGCCUUGCCGAUCAUCGCUUCCCGCGCGCUGACGUCCCUCACGGUGGAGUGGGCCCCGCCAUCACCCUUGGGAUCCGAGAUUUUGAGCUACAGACUCUUCAUGUCCGGGCCAUUGGACGGUGGUGUCUACCAGGAGAUCUACAACGGUCCGGAUACCGCCUAUACCAAGUCCAUGCUGACCACUGGCACCAUCUACCUCUUCCGGGUGGCGGCUGUGAAUCACAUCGGUGAAGGUCAACGUAGCGCCGUGCGGGAAGCCGCUGCCUGCGUCUUGCCAUCGAUGCCCACCAGCUUCGAUGUGAAGUCCCGAUCAACCCUUGGUGUAACCAUCGAGUGGGACCCGCCCUCGGCAGAUGGCGGAUGCCCGGUGACGGCCUAUGCGGUCACCCAGGAUGGAGUCGUCGCAUCUACGCAGAUUCAGAGAGAGUUUGCACUGCCAGUGGUGGUGCCAGCUCAGACCUACAGCUUCACCGUUCGUGCGGAGACGCGGGUUGGCAGUUCGCCCAGCACCCUGACGCUGAGCGUGGUAGCGGCUGAAGCACCGGCCAAGGUGGUUGGGUUGGAGAUUACCUCCAUGGCGACUACUGGCAUCACCCUCCAAUGGCAAGGAGUGCCCAGCAACCUCAAUGGAGGGGUGCCCCCUCCCCUGCUGCGGGAAUCUGAGGAAUCAUUGUCAUCUCUCAGCCACUCUUGGUCUUGUGCACUUUCUAAUCACUUCCCCGUUGCGCUCCCCAUGUUGACCCGCCUUCCGUUGCGCCUGGCCCGCCCCCGGGGCCCCCUCUGCGCAUGGCGGCACUGGACCCCGCAGUGCCCCGUCCCGCUGAACGUGCCACGGAGCCGCUGGCGCUGGGCGCUGCCGUGCUGCCUGGCCUCCUGGCUGCUGCCGAACGCCACCGGAGCGGAGCAACAUGACUUCGGUCGUGACCGAAGGGACCGAAGGGACCGAAGGCUGGUGCAAUGUGAGGAACGCACGGUGAAGCUGAAAAGCCGAAGCGCUGGACAUGGAAAGCAGCUGGUGGUCUUGGUACAUGGCCUGGACAGUUGGUCCGGCACUUGGCAAGCCUUGAUGGAGCUUCUGGCGAAGCGUGGUGUUCCGACUCUGGCGCUGGACCUGCGAGGACAUGGCGAGUCGCCCUUGGGACGUCCAGAGGACUUCUCGCCGGAGCAGCUGGCGGCGGAUGUGAGGGCGGCCGUGGAGGCGAUCCCUGACCAAAACUUAGGGAUUUUUGGUACUUUUAGAGAUGUUUUUCCAUAA